Molecule: messenger RNA, 7911 nt
Organism: Closterium sp. Yama58-4
Lineage: Eukaryota; Viridiplantae; Streptophyta; Zygnematophyceae; Desmidiales; Closteriaceae
Source: the annotation of a GenBank genome assembly
AUGGAGGAUGUGGAAGGGAGGCGUGUAGGGGAGGAGGGAGGGAAGGAGGCAGGGAAGGAAGGAGGGAAGGAGGGAGGGAAGGAAGGAGGGAAGGAGGGAGGGAAGGAGGAAGGGUUGCAGGAGCAUGGGGGGAUGGGAAUGAGAAGGGAGGGUGGCGGUAUGGUAAGGGAGGGUAUGAGGCUAGAAUGGGAUGAUGUGAAGGGGGUGUGGAGGCUUGGUGGUGGCUGGGGAGGAGGGGGGAGUGGAAAGAGGAGAGGGCGGUGGGGAGGAGGGGGGAGUGGAAAGAGGAGAGGGCGGUGGGAGGAGGGGGGAGUGGAAAGAGGAGAGGGCGAUGGGGAGGAGGGGGGAGUGGAAAGAGGAGAGGGCGGUGGGGAGGAGGGGGGAGUGGAAAGAGGAGAGGGCGGUGGGGAGGAGGAUGGGUUUAAAGAUGAAGCGAGAGAGGAGGGGAUUGUUGAAGAGGAGGGAAGUGCAGGGGUGAAGGGAGUUGCAGGAAAGGCGGAAGCUGUGAGGGAGGGAGGGGUGAGAGGGGGAGAGGAGGAUGGAUUGAUUGAAAGAGAGGGAAGGAGUGGCGAUAGUGAAGGUCAAGGGCUGGGAGGUGUGGAUGUAGUGGAGGGGAGAGAGCAGGGGGGAGUGGAGGGGGGAGGAGAGACGAGAGAGGAUGGGAGGGAGGAGGAGAGAGAGGAGGGGGGAGGGGAGAGGCGAGAGGAGGGGAGAGAGGAGCGGUUAGAGGAAGGGAGUGAUGGGAAAGAUGAAGAAGAGGAGGAGAGAUCCGAGAGGAUGCACCAGAGGAAAGGUGAAGGUGGAGAGGACAAGAAUGUUGGGGAGAAGGAGGGGAACGAGGAGAUGAAAGAGGUGAGGGAAGAGGAGGGAAAUGUGGAGAGGGAAGAGGAGGGGAAAGAGGAGAGGGAAGAGGAGAGGGAAGAGGAGGGGAAAGAGGAGAGGGAAGAGGAGGGGAAAGAGGAGAGGGAAGAGGAGGGGAAAGAGGAGAGGGGAGAGGAGGGGAAAGAGGAGAGUGAAGAGGAGAGGAAAGAGGAAGUUGGAGAAGAAGAGAAGGUGGGGGAGAAAGUGGAGGGAAAAGGGGAGAGGAAAGAGGAGAUUAAAGAGGAGAGUAGCACAGGAGAAGAGGAGAAGGAAGAGGAGAGGAAAGGGGAAGUUGGAGAAGAAGAGAAAGUGGGGGAGAAAAUGGAGGGGAAAGAGGAGAGAAAAGAGGCGAGGGAAGAGGAGAGGAAACGGGUGAUGAAAGAGGAGAAGAAAGAGGAGGAAGAGGAAGAGAUGGAAGAGGAGAUGGAAGAGGAGAUGGAAGUGGAGAGGAAGGAGGAGAGGUCAGAGGAGAAAGAAAUGGAAUUGAAAAAGGAGCGGGAGGAGGAAAUUAAAGAGGAGAGGAACGAGGAGAUGAAAGAGGAAUGGAAAGAGGAGAAGAAAGAAGAGAGGGAAGAGGUCAGGGAAGAGGAGGUGAAAGAGGGGAGGAAAAAGGAGAACGAAGAGGAGAGCAAAGAGGAGAAGAGAGAGGAGAGUGGGGCGAAGGCGGGGCAUUCUUGGGGGGGGGGGGAGGGGGAGGGGGUAGAUGAAGGGGAGGAGGAGGGAGAGGAAGGAGAGGAAGGGGAGGAGGGAGAGGAGGAUGAGGAGGGAGAGGAUGGAGAGGAAGGAGAUGAUAGGGAGGAGGGAGAGGAAGAAGAGGUGGGAGAGGAAGAAGAGGAGGGAGAGGAGGGAGAGGUAAGGGAGGAGGGAGAGGAGGGAUCAGAGGAGGAGGGAGGAGAAGAGGAGGGAGAGGGGAAUGGAGGAGAAGAGACAGAAGAUAUCCAGGCGGAGGGGGGAGAGGAAGGGGAGGAGGAAGGCGAGGAGGAAAACGAGGAGAAUCCGGAGAAGGAGGCUGAAGUGGAUGGGUCUGGAGGUGUGCAUGUGAGGGAAGUAGGGAGCUGGAUUCCUGAGUUGGAUAAUUCUGGUGAUGAUGGUGGUGAUGGUGAUGAUGGUGAUAACGGGGAUGAUGAUGAUGUGAAGGAGAUAGGUUUCAAAACGUUUCGGGGAGGCAGGGGCAGCGCACGCAGCAGGGGGCGGGCAGGAAAGGCAGCGCAAAUGAGACGAGGAGGAAGGAGAGGGGUUCAGGUGCGGGGCAAAGGGAAGGGAAAGCAGCAGAGGGGCACAAGGGGAGGGCAGGUGAAGUGGAGUAUGGAGGAGGAAGAAGAGGAGGAGGAUCAGGAGGGGGGAGGAGGAGGUUCAGGUGGAGAGGGGUUGGAGCUGGUGACAGGGCCGAACGGCACGCGAGAGGCCACCAUUCUGUACCUUGACUCGCUCCCUGAUACCUCCAAGUCGCCUGCCAUCUACAGCGCGAUCAAGUUCUAUCUGCAGGCAGAGUGGAUGAAGAGGAGCAAGGAGCCGUUGGAUCCCAAGAAACCGCUGCAAUCUGGGCCGUUCAGCAAAGUGCGGGGGAAGAAAGUCAAGGUGCCAGCACAGGACAACGACUAUGACUGUGGCUGUUUCAUCCUCUGCUACAUCCAGAAGUUCGCUCAGAUGGCCGCUGCUCUCCCACGCUCGGCUGAUGGCGUUGCAGACAAGCUCUUCUCCAUUGUGGCAGGCAGGCAUGCUGCUGCCCCACCAACCGCCCUCCUUCCCUUCCCCACACCCCUUCCCUGCACCACCAGCUGUGCGGCGACUGGUUCCAACCAAGCGUGUGAAGCAUCAUCACUCCACACUUGUUUACAAGGUGCUUGCUUGCAUUCCGUGCUCAUUCUCUCUCUCUCCCUGCCACUCCCUGUCCUCCUCACUACUACCUCCCUGCACCACCAGCUGAGCAACGACUGGGUUGAAGCGUGUGAAGCAUCCUCUCUGCGCCGGCGCCUCUUCUCCAUUGUGGCUCUGCCCACAUGCAACCUCCCCCCAUAUCCCUUUCCCUCCACCAAACCCCGCCACCUCCCGCCACCAGCUGAGCAACGACUGGCAGUCUGGAGCGAGAUGAUUCUCGAGCCGAUACGCAAGACGACACCCAAGGCGACACUCAAGGUGACACCCGAUGCGGCCGCAGAGGGGGCGGUGUGUGAAGCGCUUGUUGUGUUUGGCAAGGAGCCCUGGUCCGCGUGGCCCUGGCGUGCUUCUGAGCUAUCGACUUGCCAUGACGCUCACCCUUUGUUGCACUGGCCUGCAACACCAGUGGCUUCUGAUGGGCCUGCUGGUGGUGCUGCCGCUGGUGGUGGUGAUGGUGUUUCUGAUGGUUGUGUUAUGGGGGCAUCGGAUGUGCAACAAAGGGCGUCGGAGGAUGGUGUUGGGGUUUUGACAGGUGUAGAGAGAGGUGCUGAUGGGUUGGCGGGCGAAGCGGUGGAUGUGAAGGAGAGAAAUGGAGUGGUGGGGGUUGAUAGAGUGGGCGUGGAGGGGGAAGAAGUGGUGGGAAAGGAGGGAGAGGGAGAAGGGCCAGAAGGGGAAAGACAGCGAGGGGGGAAGAAGCGGAAGAGAGUGAAACGCAGUGCCGGUUGGGGUGGGAGAAAAAGAGUUCGGAGGGGUGUGAAGGGGCAAGAUGGGGAGGGGAAGACGAAGCAGGCUGAGGGGGGGGAGAGGAGGAGGGAGGAUGAUGAGGAGGAGGGGAAAGAGGAGGAUGGGGGGGAGAGGAGUAGAGAUAGGGAUAGGGAGGAAAGGAGGAGUGACGAGAGGGUUCGGGACGAGAUGGACAGGGUGGAGAGGGGUAGGGAUGGGAGGGGUAAAUGGGUGCUGAUAAGGCUUGCAGCAUCAGAAGAGGUGAUCCGAGUGGAAAAAGGAGGGGUAGAUGAGGAGGGAGAGGUGGAGGUUGGUGGGAUGGGGGAUGAGCACCAGGAGGGGCUGAUAGGGGCUGGGGAAGAGGGAGAGGAGGAGCGUGGAGUGGACGUAGAGAGAGGUGAGGAGGGAGGUGUGGAGGGAGGUGUGGAGGGAGGUGUGGAGGGAGGCUCGGUCCCGGAGCAGCUGCUCAGCUUCGGCUCUGGCGAACCUGAGUUGGAUCGGUUGGUCAGGUUUGGGUUCUCAAGAGCACCACAGGGGCAGCGGAGACGGCUGGCCGGGUUUGCUGAGCUGUUAUGGUGGAAUGGAGGGAGCAGUGGUGCUGAGGCGAUGGAGGAAGGAGGAGAGGAGAUAGCAACAAAGAAGCGGGGGGCGAAGGAUGAACAGGAGGAGGAUGAUGGUGCGAAGAAAGAAGCGGAAGGAAGUAGUGCGGACAAGAGUAAAAUGGAAGAGAGUGGCUUUGUGGGGGUGUGCGGAGAAUCCGCUGGUUGGGAAAGGGAGGUUGAAAUCAAAGCUGUGAAGGAGGAGGGCUGCAAAGGCAGGCUUGAGCAUGUGCGUGGGGAUGGGGAUGAGAAUGUGGAUGGGAAUGGGAAUGUGGAAGAGCAUAUGGCUGGCUACGAGAUUGGACCUUUGGAUGAGUGUGAGAUGGAGGGGAGGGAGGGAGAAGAGGUGGAGAGAGAAGAGGUUGAGAAGCAAGAAGGGGAGUUGGAGAGAGAAGAGAUGGAGACGCAAGAAGGGGAGGGGGAGGGGGAAGAGGUGGAGAGGCAAGAAGGGGAGGGGGAGGGAGAAGAGGUGGAGAAGCAAGAAGGGGAGGGGGAGGGAGAAGAGGUGGAGAAGCAAGAAGGGGAGGGGGAGGGAGAAGAGGUGGUGAAGCAAGACGGGGAGGGGGAGGGAGAAGAGGUGGUGACGCAAGAAGGGGAGGGGGGGGAGGGAGAAGAGGUGGUGAAGCAAGAAGGGGAGGGGGAGGGAGAAGAGGUGGUGAAGCAAGAAGGGGAGGGGGAGGGAGAAGAGGUGGUGAAGCAAGAAGGGGAGGGGGAGGGAGAAGAGGUGGUGAAGCAAGAAGGGGAGGGGGAGGGAGAAGAGGUGGUGACGCAAGAAGGGGAGGGGGAGGGAGAAGAGGUGGUGAAGCAAGAAGGGGAGGGGGAGGGAGAAGAGGUGGUGACGUCAGAGGGUGGCAGGACGCAAGAAGAGAAGCAAGACGAGGAGGCACGGGAAGAGAAGGAUGAGAGAGGAGAAGUGAUGGAAAAUCAAGGGAGAGCUGCAGCUGGUAACAGGGAAUGGACGAGUUGGGUGGACGAGAUCAGUGAAGAGGGUGAGGAGGGAAAGGAGGUGAUUGAAGGGGAUGAGGAGGGCAAGGGGGUUAGUGAAAGGGGUGAGGAGGGCAAGGAGAUGAACACAGAAGGUGAGGAGGAAAUGGAGGUGAAUGAAGGGGGUGAGGAGGAAAAGGAGUUGAAUGAAGGGGGUGAGGAGGAAAAGGAGUUGAAUGAAGGGGGUGAGGAGGAAAAGGAGUUGAAUGAAAGGGAGGGUGAAGCAGUGGGGGGAGCAGUGGAGGAAGCAGUGGAGGAGGAAUAUGGUGAUGGGGGAGAAGGAGAGGGCGUGCAUGUAGUGGGUGAAGCAGAGGGCGAAUCAAAGGGGGAAUUUGAGGGGGAAGCAUUAGAGGAAGCAGUGGAGGAAGCAGUGAAGGAAGAAGGUGGUCAGGGGGGAGAAGGAGAGGGCGUGCAUGUGGUGAGCGAACCAGAGGGGGAAGCAGUGGAGGAAGGGAGAGAGGUUGAGGGGGGAGCAGAAUUGGAGGAAGAAGAAGGUGAGGGGGAAGAAGGGGAGGACGUGCAUCUGGUGGGUGAAGCAGAGGGGGAAGCAGUGGGGGAAGCAGUGGAGGAAGCAGUGGAGGAAGAAGAAGGUGAGGGGGGAGAAGGAGAGGGCAUGCACGUUGUGAGCGAACCAGAGGGCGAACCGAAGGGGGGAGCAGUGGAGGAAGCAGUGGAGGAAUCAAAGGGGGAAGCAGUGGAGGAAGCAGUGGGGGAAGCAGGGGAGGAAGCAGUGGGAAGGAAGAGAAGGCGGCUCGAUCAGAGUGCUGGUAUUAAUUUUGAUAGUGCCGGUUCACCAGUCAAACCUGGCGCUGCUGUUUAUGGUUCGGAAACUAGUCCUGAUGACCAUGCGCGUCAUGACGGUAGGCUUGCCGCUGCUCUUACGGAAAGUCACAUUGUGACUGAAGAAGGGGUGACAGAAGUGAAGGCCGAGACCCCUUCUGUGACUGCAAACUCUGAACCCGUCGCCGUGACUGUAAAGGAUGAGAAGGACGAGCCUGCUGCUGUGACUGUAAAGGAUGAGCUUUCCGAGCCUGCUACUGUGGCUGCGGUCCUUGAACCCUCCGCUGUGACUGUAAAGAAUGAGAAUUCCGAGCCUGCCGCUGUGACUGCAGGCUGUGACCCCACUGAUGUGACUGUAGAGGGUGAAAAGGAUGAGCCGCCUGCUGUGACUGUACAGAGUGUGACUGUGACUAUACAGAGUGUGAUGGAUGAGGCCGAUGAGAAGGAUGGAAGGGAUGAGAAGGACCAGCUGCCUGUGAUGACUGCAGGCGUUGAACCGGCCACUGUGACUGUAAGGGAUGAGCUGCCUGCUGUGACUGAAAAGGAUGAGCCAGCUGCCGUGACUGUAGAGAGUGUGAUGGAUGAGGCCAAUGAGAGGGAUGAGCCGCUUGCUGUGACUGCAGCCCUUGAACCGUCCACUGUGACUGUAAGGGAUGUGAAGGACGAGCCUGCUGCUGUGACUGUAAGGGAUGGAAAGGACAAGCCUGCUGCAGUGACUGUAAGGGAUGAGACGGAUGAGCCUCCUGCAGUGACUGCAAGCUCUGAACCUGCCUCUGUGACUGUACGGGAAGCGACGGAGGGUCUGCCUGCUGUGACUGAAACGGAUGUGCCACCUGAUGUGACUGUAGAGGAUGUGAAGGCUGAGACCAUUGAGAAAGGCGAGCCUCCCGCUGUGUUUGCGAACUGUGACCGCACUGCUGUGACUGUAGAGGGUGAAAAGGAUGAGGCAGCUGCUGUGACUGUAGAGGGUGAAAAGGAUGAGGCCUAUGAGAAGGAUGAGAAGGAUGCGAAGGAUGAGAAGGAUGCGAAGGAUGAGCCACCUGCUGUGACAGAUGAGCGUCCUGCUGUGACUGUAAAGGGUGAACCUCCUGCACUGUCUCUAAAGUUUGCACCCUCCCCUGUGGUUGUAAAGGACGAAGCUGCUGCUGACGCCGAUAACACAGCUCCACUACCUGCCGCGCGUUGCCGGCCACUUGCCGGGCGGCGCACUGUGGCCCAUGGGGUCAUUGUCAGACCGGGCGGCUCAGCAACCCAGAAGGAGCAUCGCAGCACUCUUUUGAGUCGACUCAAAAGUCAACGCACCGUGGCACAUGGGGUCAUAAUCAGACCGGGCGGUUCAGCAACCCAGAAGGAGCAUCGGAACAUGCUAACCACCGUGGCCCAUGGGCUCAUAAUCAAAUCGGGUGGCUCUGCAACCCAGAAGGAGCAUCGCAGCACUCUAACCACCGUGCAACCGGGCAGCACACUGUGGCCCAUGGCCCCCUUUGGAGUUUCCUCACCUGCCGAACCUCCCAGGCUGCUUGGGCUUCCCAUGGGGGCACUGGAGGUUCGGAAGGACGAGGGUCGGAAAGGCGAGGGUCGGAAGGAUGAGGUUCGGAAGGAUGAGGAUCGGAAGGAUGACUCACCUGGGCCUUAUGAUGCCCUGCGGCAACAGCAGACUGUACCCCCUGUGCUGCUGGCUGCUACCAGGGCUGCACAAGUCCCUGAUGUUUCACCUGAGUCUCUGUUGCAACCUGGUGAUUCACCUGAGGAUCAGAUGCGACCUGAAGAGCAACUAGGUCGUCAGGAGGUUUCAGCAGAAGCAGCAGCUGAGGGAAGGGCUGAUGGUGUGGCAGAAGGGGGUCCUGCCACAUCAGCAGCACCUGAUUCGAUCACACCUGCCACGUCAGCGGAGCCCGACAAACCGUCCACGUCAGCAGAGCUUGGCAUGCUAUCCACGUCAGCAGCCCCAGUCACAGCUGACAUGCCAGCAGAGCUGGUUGCUGCGUGCCUGGGAGCCAAUCGCGUGCUUCGAUCGCGGAAGCAGCAGCAGCAGCAGCAGCAGGAGGAGGAGGAGGAGAAGCAGCAGCAAAGGCGCCUGGAGUAG